GGAAGGGGGCGGGCCGGCCGCUGAGCUCGCCCGGGCGGGCCGAGGGCUCGCGGACCGGGGUGACGAGGAUGCGAGCGGAGCCCCCGAGCGGCCCGCAGCCUCGGGGACCACGCUGACGCCGGCUGCGGCCACCGCGCGCGGGCCGACAUGUGUGCGCGCCUCGGUGCCCUGAGUGUGGAUGACUUCCAGAAGGUGCUGAUGAAGACGGGCUUGGUGCUGGUGGUGCUGGGCCACUUGAGCUUCAUUGCAGCCUCCAUCCUGCACGGCACCGUGCUGCGCUACGUGACCGCACCCCACGACGCCGUGGCUCUGCAGUACUGUGUGGUCAACAUCGUGUCGGUCACUUCUGCUAUUGUGGUCAUCUCCUCUGGCAUUGCGGCCAUCGUGCUGUCACGCUACCUCCCCAGCACUGCUCUGCGCUGGACCGUGUUUAGCUCCAGUGUGGCCUGUGCUCUUUUCUCAUUGGCCUGUGCCAUUGGCCUCUUGGCCUCGAUCGCAGUGACCUUUGCCACCCAGGGCCAGGCACUGCUAGCUGUCUGCACUUUUGGGAGCCCUGGACUACUGGUGCUCACACCAGACUGCCCCUUCGACCCCACACGCAUUUAUAGCUCCAGCCUGUGCCUUUGGGGCAUCUCACUCCUGCUCUGCAUGGCAGAGAGCGUGUUUGCUGUGCGCUGCAUCCAGCUUACCCGCCAGGUGCUGGAACUGAAGCCCUGGUGGGGGGAAAGCGGCCACCACAGGAUCCAGAGCGCAGAGCCCAUGGAGGGCUGCAACCUGAUGAGCUGCCCCAGCUCUGUGCCACUGACCCUCUGAGAUGCCUCAUGCAGUCCCAUGGUUGCUGGGUCCACCACCAAGCCUGCACUGCGACUCGUGCCCAGAUGGCUGGCAAGUUCCAGAUGGCCCAAGGAUCCCUAGAGCCAGCCCAAGAGGGCUUAAUGGACCCUUGGGGACCCAGGAGGGGUGUUUCAGCCCCUCGCCCCAUGCACCUAGCCCACUGCACUGAAACGGGAAACUUUAUUUGGAAGUUAUUAAAAAGAACAAAGAUG
Messenger RNA from Cavia porcellus (domestic guinea pig), 1046 nucleotides. RefSeq names its product transmembrane protein 54 (gene Tmem54). The transcript is spliced from 6 exons. The coding region runs from base 148 to 813 and encodes 221 amino acids. The record is from RefSeq and is a predicted model, not a curated record. Lineage: Eukaryota; Metazoa; Chordata; Mammalia; Rodentia; Caviidae.